Messenger RNA from Centropristis striata (black sea bass), 1683 nucleotides. Its product is annotated as 15-hydroxyprostaglandin dehydrogenase [NAD(+)]-like. The transcript has 7 exons. The record is from RefSeq and is a predicted model, not a curated record. Gene Ontology annotation, cellular component: cytoplasm. Lineage: Eukaryota; Metazoa; Chordata; Actinopteri; Perciformes; Serranidae. Gene Ontology annotation, molecular function: oxidoreductase activity, acting on the CH-OH group of donors, NAD or NADP as acceptor. Bases 521 to 1297 code for a protein of 258 amino acids.
UUGAUGACAACAGGGACACACCGAAUCGAAAACGGUGUCUCAUCGAGGCAGAAAAGGUAUGUUAUUGUGUACAGUAGGCUGUACACCUACCUGUCAUGCCCAAGUACAUUUUGUUAAAUCGCAGUUUUUGGACGGAAAUGUGCGUCAUGUCGGGCUCUGAAGUUGAUUCAGGUAAGUCACGUAUGUAGAAACCGUGUGACUGGCGGUAUUUCUGUAAAAUUAUAGAGGGGUCAGCGUGUAAGGUGGGCCUGGCUGUUUUUUAGUCCCCAAAUGAAAUGAUCCCCACCCCAAAAAACGUGUUUUCUCAAUCAAUUUUUAAUGAGAAACACACUAAACUGCAUUUGUCCCACUUGCUGUUCACCUACCCCUCGACCUUAAACCACGCCUGCACGCAGUUUUAACCGUCGGAGGAUGGGCGGUGUCACUUUGAAAGCAUUCACUUCUCUGGAUACAUCACUUUAAUAUUUCCUGCAGGGAGCUUAAAGCUGAGCGCUUCUUCUCUUCUAACUGAUCAUCUGCAAUGGCAUUAAUUGGUAAAACCGCAGUAGUGACUGGAGCAGCGAUGGGAAUAGGAAAAGCAAUGACGGAAAUACUCCUGAAAAACGGUGCCAAGGUUGUCCUCUUGGAUGUGAAUGAAACUGCAGGAAAGGAUUUAAAAGAAGCCCUCGAUAAAGAAUAUGAACAGGAGAGGACUUUGUUCCUGAACUGUAAUGUUGAAUCAGAGGAGCAGUUUAAAGCUGCCUUGCAGAGAAGCGGCGAAACAUUUGGAGGAAUAGACAUCCUGUGCAACAACGCUGGCAUCAUGAAUGAGGCCAUGUGGGAGAAAACGGUCUCCAUAAACCUAAUGGGUGUUAUCAGGGGGACUUACCUGGCUCUGGAGCACAUGAGCAAGUUGAGUGGAGGUCGGGGAGGGGUCAUCGUCAACACUGCGUCUGUGGCAGGUUUUGGUCCCCUACUAAGCUGUCCUGUCUAUACAGCAACUAAGCAUGGAGUGGUCGGCUUCACUCGAGCCAUGGCGGGUGCCUCUACCGUAUCAGGUUACGGUAUACGGUUCAAUGUCGUUUGCCCGAGUUUCAUCCAAACUGAGCUCUUCUCCAGUAUUCCAUCCAAAUUGGGGCAAUUCAUCCACCUGGCUCCUGCAACCCAAGCAGUGGUAGAUAAGUACGGGAUGUUAAAUGUGUCUGAGGUGGCCGAGGCCCUGCUGGAGCUGGUGACUGAUGAGACGAAGAAUGGACAGGCCCUGAUGGUGACCCCGAAAGGAAAGCAAUAUAUGGCUUUUCCUUCAUUCAACUCGUAGCUCUCUGCAGUGACAAACCUCAAGAGUACUAGAUCUUGUUUCUCUGUGCUUUAAUAUGCCUUAAGUGCCUCUGUGUAAAGCAGACAAGGAUGUUUAGCUCACAUGUUUAAGUCAACACGUGAGGUCUAAGCAAGAGGUUCUCAAUUUUAUUCUCCUUUAUCUCAAAAGAUAGGUGACCCCCUCAUGUAUGUCUCUUGUAGUAAUAUGAUGAAGCCUAUUUGUUACACUUCUAUACUUUUACUUAUGUUAAAGAAGAACAUAUGAAUAUUAUUAAUAUAUCUUCAAAUGUAUUAGAGAGAUAUUACAGAUGUGAGUUAACUCUAAGAGUUAUACAUUUGUUAAUUUGAAACUGUUAUUAAUGUCAAAAUUAAAAUAUUAUCUGUUGA